AUAAAAAGGCUGGGGUAUCAUGAUGUUGGUAGAGCAAGUUGAACCAUCUACUGGGGACAUUCUCAAACAGCACCAUGGGCAAGAUUAUCUUCUAUGAGGACAGGAACUUCCAGGGGCGCUCUUAUGAGUGUGUGAGUGACUGCUCUGACAUGUCCUCCUACCUGAGCAGGUGUCAAUCUUGCAGGGUGGAGAGUGGCUGCUUCAUGGUCUACGAGCGUCCCAACUACAUGGGCAUGCAGUUUUUCAUGAGAAGAGGAGAGUAUCAUGACAUGCAGCGCAUGAUGAGCAUGGGCAUGAUGUUUGACUCCAUUAGAUCUUGCAGAAUGAUCCCCUAUCACAGAGGUUCUUUCAGGAUGAGGAUCUAUGAGAGGGAGAACUUUGGUGGCCAGAUGUAUGAGCUGAUGGAUGACUGUGAUAGCAUCCAAGACCGGUAUCGUAUGAACGACUGCAUGUCCUGCCAUGUGAUGGACGGCCACUGGCUGAUGUACGAGCAGCCUCACUACAGAGGCAGGAUGAUGUACUUCAGGCCUGGAGAGUACAGAAGCUUCAUGAACAUGGGAAUGAGUGGAAUGAGGUUCAUGAGCAUGAGGCGUAUCACUGAUAUGUGUUAA
Molecule: messenger RNA, 611 nt
Organism: Boleophthalmus pectinirostris (great blue-spotted mudskipper)
Lineage: Eukaryota; Metazoa; Chordata; Actinopteri; Gobiiformes; Gobiidae
Product: gamma-crystallin M1
Exons: 3
Coding region: 75-611 (178 amino acids)
Biological process (GO): visual perception; lens development in camera-type eye
Molecular function (GO): structural constituent of eye lens
Source: RefSeq, a predicted model, not a curated record